AUGAGCUUGGCGAAUAAAAAUCUUUUUGAGCUCAACAAUGUUGUGCGCUUCAAAGCCAACCUCCUGGAGCAACAUGGUUCUCCUGGUAGCUGCCCGGUGCGUCAAGGUGCAAAGCUGGAAUUUACAGACCCAUUUGGUGGACUUUCGGAAGAAGGGGGCGAGAUGGAUUGGAGUCUCAAACUCGACGACGGUGAUCCUGUUGAUCUUCCUGACGACAGCCGUGCUGAGUUUCUGAAUAAGUUCUGCGCCACUGACCCGUUCUCAAUCCUUCUUGUCCCGGCGUAUGGGCCGUGUCGUGUCCCCCAAGAGUCUGUUGUCCUCAUUGAGGACGGGGAUAGUGCAAGUGAGCCAAAGGGCAAACCUUUGACUGCCUUGUCACUCUGCUUCCGUGAUGGUAUUUUGGAUAAAGUCGUCCCUAUAUUCCAAGGAAUCGGGUGGUCGCUCCAGACGCUUUCACUAAAGGUUUUCCCGAACGAAUGUGGCGACAACAACGUGGACGAUGUGCUGCCUGCAAUUCUGUCUGCCUGUCCUCAACUCAAAGAAUGCACGAUUCGUGCUGACGUUAUCGAUCUGGAUCGUCUCGCCGCUGAAUUGGAACGAUCUAGACACACCAAUGGCGAUGAUGUUUCGACCAUCUCCUCACUAAACUUAUGUUAUCUCAGCGAUUUCGGGAGUGGAAGAGGCGUUUUCUUCGCGCAGCAGCUCGGAGAACCCACCGCACAUCUCGCACAGAAUUUGACGAGUCUCUACAUCUCCACCAACCGUUCCACAAACCCAUUGAAGAACAAACUGCUGAGCGAGCUGUGGACCGCUCUGCGUCAAAAUGCCGUGUUCGAAAAGCUCAAGCUGGUCGUAUCGGAACGAAACUUCAGCGCCACGUGGAGGUGGCGCUUCUAUCAGCUGAACCGCUAA
This is a messenger RNA of Phytophthora sojae, 912 nucleotides long. RefSeq lists its product as hypothetical. The transcript has a single exon. Bases 1 to 912 code for a protein of 303 amino acids. NCBI's taxonomy places the organism in Eukaryota, Oomycota, Peronosporomycetes, Peronosporales, Peronosporaceae. The record is from RefSeq and is a predicted model, not a curated record.